Molecule: messenger RNA, 183 nt
Organism: Aphanomyces astaci
Lineage: Eukaryota; Oomycota; Saprolegniomycetes; Saprolegniales; Verrucalvaceae
Exons: 1
Coding region: 1-183 (60 amino acids)
Source: RefSeq, a predicted model, not a curated record
AUGGACGAGUGUGUAAGGGACGUCGCCCACAGAAACAAAUUAGCCCAGAAAUGGUUGUCUGAGGGCCGAGUUGUCACCCCGUAUGCGAGUGGCAUCAUUGACGAACAGAAGCUGUUGGCUCCAUCGUACAAAGUCAUUGUGUCGACUGACGAUGUGUUUUUUUGUGUUCCACCCGUCGCGUAA